Molecule: messenger RNA, 3190 nt
Organism: Bufo gargarizans (Asiatic toad)
Lineage: Eukaryota; Metazoa; Chordata; Amphibia; Anura; Bufonidae
Gene: RSPO1
Product: R-spondin 1
Exons: 7
Coding region: 747-1493 (248 amino acids)
Source: RefSeq, a predicted model, not a curated record
GUGAGAGUCAGUCGACUGCAUGAAAGUGGAUGGAGCCAGAGCAGCAAACACGCUGGGUCUUUUCACUGCCUGAACACUUGGUUUUGCUGAUGGGCUACAAUACAGACACAGCCAGACCCCUCUCUCUCUGCUCUCUCUGAAAUCCAGUUGGAGUUAUCACUAGCUGUCUUCUGCGAGACAAUAUUUAGCAUUGAAUUCUAUUCUCCUUUAAAUCAGAAGAAUCAAAUCCACAUUUCUGGAGACUUUUAUACAUUUUCUUUGGCUUUUGGGGAGAUUUUCUUGCAAGGAUUGCUUAUUAAAACACAUCCAUCCUCUCCGUCAAGUGGAAUUUAUAUUGAAGUGGCCACUGAUGCAAGCUGGAAAAAGUAACUAAAAAAAUGGCAUUCUUUAUGUCUAUAUAUAUUAAGCUAAAUUACCAUAUUUUCUGAAACCAAGGAGAAGCUAGAUGAAGACAGAAGCAAAUACAGUACAAGUGGGUUCUAGAAGAAAUGGUACCCUUGAAGAUUCAUGUAGUCCCUUGAGUGACCACAUAAAUGGAACUCGAUCCAAGUUCAGGAUGUCAGAAGAACUACCUGCCACUUAGAGUUCAUGGAGCAGAUGAUAUGAAUUUCAGAUUUUUCCCUGUACCAGGCAUGUACAGACUUGCACUUGUCAUCAGACUCGACAGAUACUGAAACAACCACAAGGGUGGCACAGACUCCCUCCAAUCCGCCGGCUUUGCAUGCACUCAGUGCUGGAGAGUUACUAUGCAGUUUGGACUGUUCACUGUGCUUGUCUUGAUCUUGAUGGAUAUUGCAGAAAGCAGCAAGGUUUUGAAGGGGAGGAGACACAGAAGAAGUACAGACGUAAGCCAAAGCUGCACCAAAGGCUGUGAGGCUUGUUCCGAGUUUAAUGGUUGUGUCAAGUGCUUACCUAAGCUUUUUAUCCUUUUGGAAAGAAAUGACAUACGACAAACUGGGGUCUGUUUGCAAUCCUGCCCUAAAGGCUACUAUGGUGAUCGGAAUCGGGAUAUUAGCAAGUGCAUGAGAUGCAAAAUGACUAACUGUGAGGAAUGCUUCAGCAAGACAUUUUGCACAAAUUGUAAUGAUGGUUUCUACUUACAUAAAGGAGUAUGUUACUCCACCUGUCCAGAUGGAUUUAUUGCAGCAAACGGCACAAAGGAAUGCAGCUCCGCACAAUGUGAAAUGAGUGAAUGGGGACCAUGGAGUCCAUGUACUCCUAAAGGAAAAAAAUGUGGAAGAAAAAAUGGAUUUGAAGAAAGAAGUAGGAAGGUUCUAAAGGCACCACUAGGAGGCGAAUCUCUCUGUCCACCUACUACAGAGAAGAGGAAAUGCACAAUGGCCACAAACCCAUGCCCUAAAGGAAAGAGCAGGAACAACAAUGGAAAAGGGAACAAGAACAAAAACCAAAACACGGGGAAAGGAAAUAAGAAGAAAAAAAAACAACAAAGAGUAACAUCAAUGCCCAUCACUCCUUCUGUCCCAACAAAGUAGCUGUCACUAUAGAGUCCAGCAACAAAAAGAGAAUAAUGCUGCUAUAUAUCUAAGACGCUUUCUUGAACUGGAGCACUGCUACAACAUAAGCACCUACACCAUUGGCGAAUGAUUGGCAAACUCUUACAGUUUAUACUGCCAUAAGCAUGGGACAAUUUUACCCAGGACUUCUGCAGAUGAAGAAAGGAUAAAGAGCUAUUUCUUGAUCAAUAUAGGAAAGAUGUGACUUUCUAGUCAUAAGAUAACACCUUGGAGCUGAUACUAAAGAUCAUUUCAACUCCGGUAGAAAGGCUGAAAGUGGUUUGGAGAAACAUUAAUGAACUGUGUGUCGCCUAGAGUAUUCCCCAUUGUUCCCCUCCCUCUCUUUAAGUCUGUGUUUUCAGAUGUUUGUAUGACUUAAUCUUUGGGGAGUGUAUGUUAAACAUUUGUGACCCAUGGUCGUGGUCAUCACUAUGGAACUACUUCAGAAAAAAACAAGACAAUUAAAGAAGCGGGCACACUUCUGAAGGAGGACGUUAAGGAGACAUAUCAAUGAGUAGGGGGCAGUGACAGUGAACUAAAGAAGUUUUAUUUUCAAAUGGAUUUCUAAGUGUUUUAUUGUUACAAAAAGAAGGUAAUUAAAUAAUAACAUAAGAAAAAAAAAGAGUGAUGGUAUGCGUUAACACACACAUAGUAGACAAUGAGUAUGAUCCUGCUAUUAGUUACAAGGCCAUACACAUUAGAAGAAUGUUGGCCGAACCCAACGAUUUUGACGGACCUGCUGAGCAUCUAAUGUGUAUGGGGGUUUCCUGACUCGUGCCAGCUAUCAGGGGAAAAAGGGGUCACGCAUACUGGACUUUAAUAAGCCCAAUCCUUUUAAACUUAAAGAGAAUCUGUCACCAAUUUUAUGAGGUUUCUAGCAGUAGCUUUUUGCCCUCUACCUCUUGAGAAUGCAUGCAACUAAGCUGAGCCCAGCAUGCAUGCACAUGGGGGAGUCGGAAAGAGCAGCUGACGCCUGUCAAAGGUACAUAACCAGCAUAUAGUAAGUCUCAGGAACUACUAUUUAAAAGGUCCUUUAGGAAUGUUCUCACACUUUGCUGACAAUGAAAUGAAUUAAAUUAAUUUGUGCCUCAAAAUAUCUACUUGCAAGCAAACACUGGACAGUAGUACAAUGGUGAAGAUCUUCUGCACCAAGGCAAGACCAUAAACUGAAUUUAGACAUCAAUCACCAAGAAAGAACAAUGCCUGAGUAAUCCUACUUUAGCUUUUGGGUUGUACAGUAACUGUCAUUGCUAUAGGUAGGUCUAUGAGAUGCUUGGGCCACAAUUAGAUAAUUAGAAACAUAGAAUGUGUCAGCAGAUAAUAACCAAACUAAGAAAUGAAGCUUUUUCAUGUCUUAGCAGAAACAUGGACUAAAAGCAAUUUGUCAACAUAAAAUUUACAGCACUACCUACUUAUCAAUGCAAUGCAUAUCAUAAUCAAAUGUUGACACUGAAGAUUUGCAUACCAUGACCAUAAGUGACAUAUAUAUUUUAAAAAAUAAAAUAUGAUACCCAUUUGGGAAAGGUUUAUCGAAGCUGUAAAGAAGAGAAAUAGAGGUUUCUCAUAGCAAGCAACAGAUUUAAUUUUUUUAGGCUCUUUGGUAUAUGAAAACAACAAUCAAAUGACCUGCUCUGGGCAUCUUCUCCACUUUUUAUCUAAACUAGAUUUGAUAAAUA